Truncatella angustata is the source of this 399-nucleotide messenger RNA. RefSeq lists its product as uncharacterized. The record is from RefSeq and is a predicted model, not a curated record. Lineage: Eukaryota; Fungi; Ascomycota; Sordariomycetes; Amphisphaeriales; Sporocadaceae. The transcript has 4 exons. The coding region runs from base 88 to 351 and encodes 87 amino acids.
UAGCUGCUAUCACCCCUCAACUCCCCACGAAUUCAGGGUCCAACGUGGAGGGGCAUCGAUGCUGUGCCAAAGAAACGCGCAAUCCAGAUGUUCUCGUGGGCUAGACUACGCCUGUGGCGUGCCUUUUCGAGCUUUGUGGGGAGAUUUGUUAAACUAUUACAUCUGCAUGUGUCACCUAUUUCGUCUAACCAGUUGAUCGCACCUCUAGGUCGCGAUCGCAACCACCGUCAAGACGUUUUCCAACCUUCUCAACUCCGUCCACAAUCCCCAUCGAGGAGGUCGCUGCUCCCCCGCCGGUGGUGCAGCGGACUCACCCAAAUCUCCAUAAAGGGCCAUAUUGAAUUCGUUUGAUACCCUAAUAACGCCCAUUAUACAUCUCAUUAUGGCGCCGCACGCCGA